CUUGCUUCCUGUCUCUCAGUUUCCUGUAUCCAUGGCAACCCCUGUUUUACACAUUGGCUGUAGAGGAACCAGUGUGAAGAGUGGCAUUUCCUGCAUAGCCAUGGCUUUAAAAUUCAAAAAACGGUGGAGUGCUGGCGGUCAGCAGUGCCCAGAGGAGCUGAGUUAAGGAACGGAGUUCUGCAGAGUUAAAACAAAGCCUUAAAGCCACGUGAUGAUACGAGUCCCUUAUCGUUGAAUUACAUCCAAGGGUCCCUAAGCCAUUGUCUUCACUGACUCCUCUUCAGGCAAAUUCCAAUUUUGUGAAUACAAACUUUUGGGUCUUCAAGAGUGGCUAGCCUCGUCAGCCCUUGCUGUAAACGUCUGUUAUCAGAAUCCCAUAUCUAUGUGUGGCAGAGCAUUAUGUUAUGUUAAAUGGACUAACAUUACAAAUUGCCUUUACCUUGGACCAAUAUAUCCAGAACUUGGGCUGUAAAAUCUCUUGUAUUCAUCACACGACCACUGCACUAAUGAUGGCCUGGCAUAAAGCAAGCACAAGUGGGAACCCUUUGGAAAGCACUGUGGCGGAGAGCAGUCGCGUCUGGGAACCGGCCCCAGCUUCCCCGGCCAGUAGAUCUUUUCAAGAGAGUACACUUGGUAAUGCACUGGAGACGACUGCAGUUGUGUCUGUGCAGAAACAGCUCACUUCUGUUACCUUGACCUCGGAAAAAAACACUGCUCUACCAAUUGAUGCCUCUUCUGUGUCAGGAAAAGCAUCUCUCAUUUGUACACAAGAAGUUGAGAAGUUGAAUGAGGCCUUUGACUUUUUGCUAGCUUUUUUCAUCUUAGCUUGUGUUUUAAUCAUUUUUUUGAUCUACAAAGUUAUUCAGUUUAAACAAAAACUAAAGGCUCUAGAAGACUCAGUGGAAAAUAGACUCGAGUAUUACAGCUUUUAUCAGUCAGCAAGGUACAAUGUAACUGCCUCGGUUUGUAACACCUCCCCGGAUUCUCUGGAAAGUUCUGGCUUGCAACAGAUUGGACUUGAUAAACAAAUUGUUCCUGAAAAUGGGGCACAAGUCAUUCUCUUUGAACAUUCUGCUUUAUGACUCAACUAAAUAUUGACUAUAAAAAACUCCGUAGUGCCAUGUGGCCAUAAAAUUUAAUCCUUCUCAUAGAAUUAUGUUAGGAUUGUUAAAGUGUUUAUAAGUAAUUUGAAUAAAGUGUAUUCGUUCUGCAUAUAUUUUCUUUGAAAUUGUACCAAGAUAAGUAGCCAACUUUCUGGGUACUGAACAUCAUAUUAAAUAUGUCACAAAUCAUGUUUAUUUCUAAAGUCUUAUAAGGUUGUAAUAUCUAUAUUAAAUUACACAUAAGGAAAAAUGGGAGAGAGUUUAACUAAUUUUUCAGAAUCCUCAUGACUUAUGGUGUGUUUUAACUCUGACUUGAGCUGAAGCUUUUAAUUUUAUGCUUUGAUGCUGCCUAGGCACUAAGAUUACAGUAUUGAAAAACUAGAUGUGGUUCCUAGUCUUGCUAGAACCCGAACCUAGAAGAGGACCCAUGAUUAGUAUGCAGUAUGCUAAGUGCUGUUCUCGGAAGCACUUUUGAAUAUGUGGUGAUGAAGGGCAACUUUAUGAAAACAAUAAGAAGCAUUAAAACUAUCAUUCUGUGCAUAGACCUCUUGGUGCUCAAGAGGCAGAGGCAAGCAGAUUGUGUGAGCUCCAGGCCUGCCAGGGUUAUAUAGUAAGGCCAUGAACCAAAACCAAGACAGAGCAGCAGCAACAACAAAUUCACUUUAUCAGCAAACAGAUUAACCCAGUAAAGAGAGCUGUCAGAAAGGUUACCAUGUUAGAAAGAUUAAUGAACAAGAAAGAAUACUACUUUUUGGGACUUAAAGUCCUGACAAGAUUUGCAGCUGUAUAGAUAGAUCAAUGGUUAAAGGCUAUUAUAAUUUCAUGCUUUAUUCUGAGGGCCACGGGGAGCCCUUGAGAAAUUUAUCCACUGGAGAGAUACUAUGGAAUUCACCCUCUUUUAGAAAAAAUUCACUCUUUAUGGAAGGAACAACAUUAACUAAGAAGCAGAACUAUUAACUCUGGUGAGAGAUGCCAGUGUAGUAGUGGGCAGGAUGGAUAGAAAGUUACUCUGCCAGUCUGAUGACCUGUUUUGGUAAUUGAUUGAGGGGAGCUAAAAGAUGUCCCGCUUUUGCUGUAGGCAAUUCUGUACUCCAUUCUGGAAGCCAAGGAAUGAUGUUGAAGCCGGUGAGCCAAGAGGCUCAGUUUUGAAUGAGUAGGAUUUCAGGUUCAUGUAUAGUUGACAUCCCUGUAUACAUACCUGGCAAGCAGGAGUUCAGGAUCAGGGUUUAUCUGGUAAAGCUAAUGCACACUUAUCAUCUAACACAUUGAAAGUAAAAACAAAACAAAACCACUUGCUGCCAAAACAACUAAGCAAGAAAGAUUAGGACUCGAGUGUUUAGACUCUUUAAUAUAGAUAUUUAUUAGAGGAAAUCAAGUAAUGCAAUG
Messenger RNA from Mus caroli (Ryukyu mouse), 2489 nucleotides. RefSeq names its product leucine rich repeat containing 70 (gene Lrrc70). Lineage: Eukaryota; Metazoa; Chordata; Mammalia; Rodentia; Muridae. The record is from RefSeq and is a predicted model, not a curated record.